AUGGUCAGUGCAAGAGCAGAGGCCUGGUGGGCCUCAGCCAAGAAGAAGCAUUUCCACCACAUGAAGCUGCUGGCCAACCAGAAUCCUGAGGAGGGCCGUCUUUACCGCCUGUCUUCCUCCCCUCCGGACGCGGAGGACGAGGGCGUGCGUGGCAGUUGCGAAGAAGCUUCUUUGUGCAAGCGAUUUGCGGUGAGCAUUGGCUACUGGCAGGACCCUUACAUCCAGCAUUUGGUGAGACUGUCUAAAGAGAGGAAGGCCCCCGAAAUUAACAGAGGAUAUUUUGCUCGUGUCCACGGCGUCAGUCAGCUUAUCAAGGCGUUUCUACGGAAGACAGGAUGCAACUGUCAAAUUCUAAACCUUGGGGCUGGGAUGGAUACCACCUUCUGGAGGUUAAAGGUACAUGAAAAUGUCCCCUCUUCUCUCUCCAGGGGAUUAAACUUCGUUUUGCGAAAUUACCUGGUUAGGAAACUUGGAAAAUAUGUAUGUAUAUUGAAAUGUAUAUACAAAAAGGAGGCAGUGUCACCCUGUCUCCACCCUAUUUGAGAUUCCCCACCCCCA
Messenger RNA from Phacochoerus africanus (Common warthog), 558 nucleotides. RefSeq names its product leucine carboxyl methyltransferase 1-like. Gene Ontology annotation, molecular function: protein C-terminal leucine carboxyl O-methyltransferase activity. The transcript is spliced from 5 exons. NCBI's taxonomy places the organism in Eukaryota, Metazoa, Chordata, Mammalia, Artiodactyla, Suidae. Bases 1 to 543 code for a protein of 180 amino acids. The record is from RefSeq and is a predicted model, not a curated record. Gene Ontology annotation, biological process: C-terminal protein methylation. Gene Ontology annotation, cellular component: cytosol.